Psammomys obesus (fat sand rat) is the source of this 3155-nucleotide messenger RNA. RefSeq names its product aldehyde dehydrogenase 3 family member A2 (gene Aldh3a2). The record is from RefSeq and is a predicted model, not a curated record. Gene Ontology annotation, molecular function: aldehyde dehydrogenase (NAD+) activity. Gene Ontology annotation, cellular component: cytoplasm. The coding region runs from base 107 to 1630 and encodes 507 amino acids. Lineage: Eukaryota; Metazoa; Chordata; Mammalia; Rodentia; Muridae. Gene Ontology annotation, biological process: aldehyde metabolic process. The transcript is spliced from 11 exons.
CCUGGGAACGGAAGUUAGCCGAGAGCCGUGGUGUCAGCCGGAGCAGAGCAACGCCGGGACGGUGCUGCCACACCUGCUCCGCUCCGCGUUCUCCUCAGGCCCCGCCAUGGAGCGCCACGUCCAGCGGCUUCGCCAGGCGUUCCGGUCCGGCCGAUCGCGACCGCUGCGCUUCCGACUGCAGCAGCUCGAGGCCCUGCGGAGGAUGGUGCAGGAGCGCGAGAAGGACAUCUUGGCAGCCAUCGCGGCGGACCUGAGCAAGAGUGAACUCAAUGCAUUCAGUCAUGAAGUCAUUACCAUCCUUGGGGAACUUGAUUUUAUGCUGGGGAGUCUUCCUGAACUGGCUGCUGCUAGACCAGCUAAGAAGAACCUGCUUACCAUGCUGGAUGAGGCCUAUGUUCAGCCAGAGCCUCUGGGAGUCGUACUGAUUAUCGGAGCUUGGAACUAUCCUUUCGUUCUUACCAUGCAGCCGCUGGUGGGAGCCAUCGCCGCAGGAAAUGCUGCCAUUGUUAAGCCUUCAGAAGUAAGUGAAAACACCGCCAAGCUCUUGGCUCAACUCCUCCCACAGUAUUUAGACCAGGACCUGUAUGCGGUUGUUAAUGGUGGUGUUGCGGAAACCACAGAGCUUCUGAAGCAGCGGUUUGAUCACAUUCUCUACACAGGAAAUACUGCAGUUGGGAAAAUUGUCAUGGAAGCUGCUGCCAAGCACCUGACCCCUGUAACCCUGGAGCUCGGGGGGAAAAGCCCAUGUUACAUCGACAGAGACUGUGACCUGGACAUUGCCUGCAGACGCAUAACCUGGGGAAAGUAUAUGAACUGUGGUCAAACCUGUAUUGCUCCUGACUAUAUUCUGUGUGAAGCCUCCCUCCAGGAUCAAAUCGUACAGAAGGUUAAGGACACGGUGAAGGACUUUUAUGGGGAAAAUGUAAAAGAUUCUCCUGAUUAUGAAAGGAUCAUCAAUCUUCGUCACUUCAAGAGGAUACAAAGUUUGCUUGAAGGACAGAAAAUAGCUUUUGGUGGGGAGACUGAUGAGGCCACAUGCUACAUAGCCCCAACCAUACUUACUGAUGUCGAUCCUAAUUCUAAGGUGAUGCAAGAAGAAAUUUUUGGACCAAUUCUUCCAAUAGUGCCUGUGAAAAAUGUAGAUGAAGCCAUAAAUUUCAUAAAUGAUCGCGAAAAGCCCCUGGCGCUCUACGUGUUUUCUCGCGACAAUAAGCUCAUCAAACGGGUGAUUGAUGAGACAUCCAGCGGCGGAGUCACAGGCAAUGAUGUCAUUAUGCACUUCACUGUCAACUCUUUGCCGUUUGGAGGUGUGGGUGCCAGUGGAAUGGGAGCUUACCAUGGAAAAUACAGCUUCGAUACCUUCUCUCAUCUUCGCCCCUGCUUGUUAAAGGGGCUUAAAGGAGAAAGUGCUAACAAGCUGAGGUACCCUCCCAACAGCGAGUCCAAGGUCAGCUGGGCGAAGUUCCUCCUGCUGAAACAGUUCAACAGAGGAAGGCUGGGGAUGCUGCUGGUCAUGUGCUUGGUUGUAGUUGCAGCUGUGAUGGUCAAGAAAUACCAAGCUCUGUCGAAGGGAAAUGCCCUGUUGACUUCUCUGAUAGCUCUCAGGCUUCGUUGGUCCAGUAAGCACUGAUGAUCAGACCUCAGCUGUCUGUUGAGAGUGAGGAUCGGCUGUACUGACUUCCUUGUAGCCUCUACUGAAUUAUUCCUCUACUAAAUGGUUAACAAACCAAUACUUUUAAAAUCGUACCAAACCAGGAAUUGCACAGAUGUGCUGCAAUCAAGCCUAAGUUGUUGCCACUAGCCACUAAUGAAACUCACUGGCAGCCAGAUUCCGGCAUUUGUCAGCAGUGAAGGUACUGAGAGGACCUAGACCGUGCUCGGGCGAGAACAUGCCAUGCUGGAUCCCAGCUCCGAGGGGAUGUGUCAGGGAGACACAUGUGUUAGCGGCUCUGUCACUUCUUUGCCGCUGUCCGUAGCACUUCCCACUCCUGCGUCUUCUGCUGUCGUGCCUCAAAAGCUCUCCAGUGUCAACACUGCCCGGGCUUUCCAGCUGUCCCUGUUCUCUGGGUGCAGAGGCUGGGUCUUCCCAGCUCCUCUAAGGGAUUGAGGUUCUGGAACUGGGCAGGUAGCUUUGUCCACCCCGCCCACUGUAAGGUGAGACUGACCCUCAGGAGUCGGCUGUCCGCUUAAGCAUUCUUUCUUGUUUGUUGCGCGUCACACGAAGUAUGUGUGUUUGUGACAGUCUGUUGUGACUGUCCGCAGUGCCUUUGUGACGGCUUAAACUAUGCGGAGCCUUUUGCCAAAAAGCAGGGUUUUCUUUAUGAACACUGCUCUGAAAACCUUGUCGGCACAGCUGCUCCAGAGGCUAAGGCCAGGAGCUUCCCGAGCCAAGGAGGCUGAGGUCAGCCUAGGCAACAUGCUGGGGACCCUCCCCGUUCUUCAUAAAAAUUCCCUCAAGGUCCUCAAAUUGAAUGUCACAGAUCAAUCUUUGGCUUCUUUUCAUAGCACAAUGCAAGGAAAUUUUACUUUUUAAAUCUUAAAGAGAUUACUUUCUAAAUAAAUGUAGCCUACAGCUCUUAAAAAGCAUGGACCAGUUCCUGUAGUGAAAGGGGGGACAUUAGGAUCUGAGGUUUCAGAACUCACGGGACAGAGAUUGUUGGAAAAGACUGUGAUACACUGAAGGGCUGGGGUGGCGAGAAGAGCUCCUGAACAAGUGGACGUCAUUCUCGGUCAGAUCCUAAUGUGGCCAAGUGGGAAGCAGUAAGAAGAGAUCUGUGUGGAACCCAGCUGCCUGCGGCCGGGGCCUGGUUGGGCCCGAAGUGCCAUGCUGAGGAGGCCUCGCUGCCUUCCUGGAUCUACGCCGUGAGAAUGUAACUUGCUUUGCUGAAUGUAUAGCUGUCCUUGCUGAAUCGCCUCGUCCACCAUUGGCGACGCCUGAAGUAUACCGUCCUAGAUGCUAAGGUGUGAGGGAGCAAGAACAAAUCACUGUUUAGCAAACACUUGCUUAUUGUCAUAGACUAAUCAAAAUAUGUUGCACAAGAUUUCAAUGUAGAACUUGCACUUUUAGUAUACUAAAUUAUACAGUGUAACUUCUAGUUAGGCCAGAAUACUUACACACUCUACUAAUCUUUAAAAUAAAUAUAUUUCAUAAAUUA